CUAAGCUGAAAAUCACCUUCAGCCGUUGCAUUUUGCUUGAGCACAUUUCGAUCUCCGAACAACGAAAAGAAACAAUCGUCAACAUGUUUCAAUUUUUGUACUUCACCCAACUGUCGGCCGUACUUUUGCUUCUAUUGACCGUAAUCGUCGUGUACAUUAUCUACAACAGCAUCGAAAGAAAAUCAGCUGAAGAAACUGCCGAUUGUCUGCCACAACCGCCAACACCAAGAGGACUACCAAUCAUUGGACACUUGCACCUUCUCGGCGGCUACGAGGUUCCAUACCAGGCCUUCAGUGCCCUUGGUAAAAAAUAUGGAAAUGUAAUUGGUCUCAAGUUAGGAACCGUCAAGAGUGUCAUUGUCAAUGGACAGGAAUCUAUCAGGGAAAUUUUGGUCACCAAGGGACACCAUUUCGACAAUCGACCCAAUUUCGAAAGAUACCAACAUCUAUUCGGAGGCAAUAAAGAAAACUCUCUUGCAUUUUGCAAUUGGUCUGAAACCCAAAGGACAAGGCGUGAAAUUCUACGAGCUUACACCUUCCCAAGGGCGUUCACUAACAAGUUCAUCUCACUGGAAGAAAUUGUUAACAUCGAAACUGACAAGAUGUUAUCACAACUUUCUUCAAACAACGUAACCUUCAAGCCACUCCUCCUCCAGAGUUGUGCCAACAUCUUCACCGGUCACUUUUGUUCACGUAAAUUCACUUACGACAACAAGAACUUUGCCCAAAUGGUGGACAACUUCGAUGGCGUCUUCUACGAAGUAAAUCAAGGUUAUGCGGCAGAUUUUCUACCAUUUUUGUUGCCCCUUCAUUACAAAAACAUUGCCAAAAUGAACAACCUUGCUCACUCGAUCCGGAAAUUCAUCGAAGAAGACAUCAUUGGAGAUAGAUACAACACCUUUUCCGACGAUGAACCAUCAGAUUUCGUUGAAAGUUUAAUCAAACACGUCAAACAUACUGAAGAUUCGAAAAUGGACUGGGACAUGGCUUUGUUUGCAUUGGAGGACAUUAUUGGGGGACAUUCUGCGAUAGGGAAUUUUCUUAUGAAACUACUGGCAUACAUCGUAAACGAACCUGAAGUCCAACGCAAAAUUCAAAUGGAAAUUGAUUCAGUAACACUCGAAGGAUCAUCAUUCAGGAAAGUUUGCUUGUCUGAUCGAUCCGCCUGCCCAUACACUGAAGGGGCUAUUUUUGAAGCAAUAAGACUGAUUGCAUCCCCUAUUGUACCACGAGUUGCCAACCAAGAUACUUCAGUCAAUGGUUUCAGAAUCAAGAAGGACACAUUGGUGUUUCUCAACAAUUAUGAUCUUAGCAUGUCAGAGAAGCUCUGGGACGAACCAGAGAAGUUUUUGCCGGAAAGAUUCGUUGUGGACAACCAUGUGGUGAAGCCGGAGCACUUUUUACCAUUCGGGGGUGGUAGAAGAAGUUGCAUGGGUUACAAAAUGGUUCAGCUGGUUAGUUUUGGAAUUCUGGCGUCUCUUCUUCAACAAUUUACCAUUCAACCUUUACCCAAUGAACAGUAUAAAGUACCCAUUGGUAAUUUAGCUUUGCCAAAAGAUACGUUUUCUUUUAAAUUUGUAAGAAGAAAUUUGUAAUUUCUACAAGGAGAGAUUGAAAGUACUGAAGCAAUU
This is a messenger RNA of Agrilus planipennis (emerald ash borer), 1631 nucleotides long. Its product is annotated as cytochrome P450 307a1-like. Lineage: Eukaryota; Metazoa; Arthropoda; Insecta; Coleoptera; Buprestidae. Gene Ontology annotation, molecular function: heme binding; iron ion binding; monooxygenase activity. The transcript is spliced from 3 exons. Bases 84 to 1595 code for a protein of 503 amino acids. The record is from RefSeq and is a predicted model, not a curated record.